Messenger RNA from Vigna unguiculata (cowpea), 2140 nucleotides. Its product is annotated as UDP-glycosyltransferase 73C11-like. NCBI's taxonomy places the organism in Eukaryota, Viridiplantae, Streptophyta, Magnoliopsida, Fabales, Fabaceae. Gene Ontology annotation, molecular function: UDP-glucosyltransferase activity. The record is from RefSeq and is a predicted model, not a curated record.
AACAUCUAAAGUACUGUGGAAGCACCACUUAAAUGUUUUUUUUCUGCUUGUUUUCCAAUUCAAUGACGACAGGACCACUGGCCAUGUUGUCUCUCCUAAAGAAGAAGUUUUUUUUUCUUGUUUAGAUAAUGAUCUAAAGAAGUGAUCAGCCUCACGAAGAAGACAGACAAGGUUUGUUACCGACACACAGGUCAGGCUUAUCAUCUUCUCCAGCACUGCACCGAACCCUUCAGAUUCUUUAUGAAAAAUAUGGGUUGUGCUAAUAAAUUCUCUAUGUGGUGUGUUUCUUACUUACUAUUUGCUGCUUAUGUUCUGGUUUUGUGUGACACAUGAACGAGAGCUUUUGGUGCCUCGAAUUUGGAAGACAGAUUGUUGUUCAAUUAAUCCUCACACAGCAUACACACAGAUUAUAGCUAUAUCUGAUAUCAGUUGAAGCUAUACUUCUCCUUUUUCAGGCACAGAAACCUGCAAUGGAUUCAACGACCCUUAGCCAUCUCCACUUUGUUUUCAUCCCCCUAAUGGCCCCGGGUCAUCUUCUCCCCAUGGUAGACAUGGCCAAAUUGUUGGCACAGCGCCAAGUGAAAGUAAGCAUAGUGACCACACCCCUCAAUUCCAUCCAAUUCCAAGAUAGCAUAGACAAAGAGAUUCAAUCUGGUUCACCAAUUCAAAUUUUAAAUGUUCAAUUUCCUUGUGCUGAAGCUGGAAUACCAGAGGGAUGUGAGAGCGUAGACACUUUGCCUUCAAUGGAUCUACUAAACAACUUCAACACCGCCUUAGACUUGUUGCAGCAACCACUGCAAGAGCUACUUGAACAGCAAAGUCCCUUCCCAAGCUGCAUAAUUGCCGACAAAUAUAUCAUGUGUGUGUCUGAAGUUGCAAACAAGUUGAAUGUCCCAAUAAUAGUAUUUGACGGAACCAGUUGUUUCUUUCUCCUGUGCAAUUACAAUUUACAAAAGGAUAAAGUCUACGAAGCUGUAGCAGCUGAAGAGAAAUUUCUCAUCCCCGGAAUUCCCCAUAGAAUUGAAUUGCAAAGAUCUCAGCUCCCUGGGAUAUUCAAUCCCGGCACAAACCACGAGUUGAAUGUUCGACGCGAGAAAGUAAUGGAAGUUGCAGAAAAAUCAUAUGGGAUAGUGGUUAAUAGUUUUGAAGAGUUGGAAGCAGAAUACGUUGAAGAGUAUCAAAGAUUGUCGGGUCAUAAAGUAUGGUGUGUUGGCCCUGUGUCAUUGUCCAACAGGGAUGAUAUUGACAAGUCUCUAAGAAGUAGGAGAAACUCAAGUUCUGAGAAUGAAUAUGUGAAGUGGCUAGAUUCAUGGUCUCCGAGGUCAGUGAUUUAUGUCUGCUUUGGUAGCCUAAACCGUGCAACACCAGAGCAGUUGAUAGAACUCGGGAUAGGAUUGGAAGCGACAAAAAGGCCAUUCAUUUGGGUGCUUAGAGGUGCAUAUGGAAGAGAGGAGAUGGAGAAAUGGCUGUUGGAAGAUGGGUUUGAAGAAAGGGUGAAAGGGAGAGGGCUUUUGAUCAAGGGUUGGGUGCCACAAGUGUUGAUCUUAUCACAUAGAGCAAUAGGAGUGUUCGUGACACAUUGUGGAUGGAAUUCCACACUCGAAGGGAUUUGUGCUGGCGUGCCAUUGGUAACUUUUCCUCUGUUUGCUGAACAGUUCCUCAAUGAGCAAUUUGUUGUACGAGUGGUGAAGAUUGGGGUGAGUGUGGGGGCUGAAUCUGUUGUGCAUUUGGGAGAGGAACAUGAGUCUCGGGUUCAGGUAACUAGAGAAACUAUUAAGGAUUCUAUUGAGAAGGUAAUGGGUGAAGGCCAAGAACAAGAAGAGAGAAGGGAAAGGGUUAGAAAGUAUGCAGAUAUGGCAAGGAAAGCAAUAGAACGAGGUGGUUCUUCUUACCGCAACAUGUCCCUACUAAUUGAUGACAUUGUGCAUGUCAAAAGGUUACACCAAAGCUAAGUAAGACAAAAAUGGAUUCAUCCUUUGUUUGUUUUGCAUUGUGUUGUAAGGUGGAAUAGUUUUGUUAAGUUUGUGUAUUACCAAAAUCCAAACAACUGUUCCAGGUUUGUUGUGUUGUCCAUCUUAGUCAUUUGUCGGGAGUUUGGUGUUUUAAAUAUCAACAUCAAUGUAAUUUUGGACUUAUAGCA